GAUCACUCUCUUCGCGGGUCCUGUCUUCCUCUCGGUCCUGUCUUUCUUCCUCUCGGCCCAAACCCCCAGCCGUAGGCGGCAGCGUUCCCGCUCUUUCUCUGCACCUAACUCCAGGCAGCCGCUAGCUCCUGAUGUCUUCUGGCAAGUUAUGGCCCUCUGGUGCCUCGGCCUCUCUCGUGCCCUGUGAUGAACUGAAGAACCCGAAGUUUGUGGGCAAAGGCGGGUUCGGUGCAGUGUUCCGGGCACAACACAGAACAUGGGGCUACGAUGUGGCAGUCAAGAUCGUGAACUCGGAGGCGAUAUCCAGGGAGGUGAAAGCUAUGGCGAAACUGCGUAACCAGCACGUGCUGCUCCUGCUGGGGGUCACCGAGAACCUCGAGUGGGACUACGUGUCUGGGCCGGCUCUGGUGACAAGAUUCAUGGAGAACGGCUCCCUCGCAGGGCUGCUGCAGCCCACGUGCCCUCGGCCCUGGCCGCUCCUCUGCCGCCUGCUGCACCAAGUGGUGCUGGGGAUGUGUUACCUGCACAGCUUGGACCCAGUGCUCCUGCACCGGGACCUCAAACCCUCCAAUGUCCUGCUGGACCCUGAGCUCCACGCCAAGAUAGCAGAUUUUGGCCUGUCCACAUUUCAGGGAGGGUCACAGUCAGGGUCAGGGUCCAGGUCCAGGGAUCCAGGGGGUACCCUAGCUUACUUGGCCCCAGAGCUAUUGGUUGAUGUCAACCAGAAGGCGUCCCCGGCCAGUGACAUCUACAGCUUCGGGAUCCUCAUGUGGGCCGUACUGACUGGAAGAGAAGCCGAGUUGGUAGACCAUACAUCCCUAGUUCAUGGCGCAGUCUGUGAAAGGCAGAAUCGACCCCCAUUGUCAGAGCUGCCUCCAUCCAGCCCUGAGACUCCUGGCUUGGAAGUACUGAAGGAGUUAAUGGUGCGCUGCUGGCGUUCUGAGCCCAAGGACAGGCCAUCCUUCCAGGAUUGCCGACCAAAAACCAAUAAAACCUACAUCCUGGUACAGGGCAAGGUAGAUGAUGCUGUCUCUGAGGUAAAGCAAUUUCUGUCCCAGCACAGAAACAGCGACAGCAAGUUGUCUGCCCUAGAGCCAGGCCAGAGAGCUGCAGAAAUGGACGGCCCUGGGGAAGCCACGAUUUCUGAAAUGUUGGACCACCUGCAUCUGGAGCCGGGUGUCAGACCAGUUCCUGAGAAAGGCAUAAGCCUUGCUGAAAGGAGAGGAGCACGGGCAGAACCGACUGGGCAUGCCACAACGGCAGUGACAUCUUCAGAUACGGUGGCUGGAACUCCCCACAUUCCACAUACUUUACCCUCCAGAGGCCCAACACACAGCCCAAACUUUACUGAGACUCCAGGUCCUCACCCCCAAAGGAAUCAGGGAGAUCAAAGACAUCGCACCACCUGGACCUCCUGGGUCCCAGGGCCAAAUGCAGCAGCAGGGCCACCGUCUGUUACCAUCACCAACUGUUCUGGAGUGCAGAUUGGAAACAAUAACUACAUGGCAGUACCACCAAGAACUGCUUUGCCCAAGAAGGGCCCAGCACAGUGCGGCAGGGGUAGGGGCUGGUAGCCCCUCCACAAUUAGAUUUCAGAAAGUACCUCAAGAGCCUGGAGCCCGUAAUGCAACCAGCCAUUAUUAUAAAAUUAUAAUGGAAAUUAAAGCACUUUGUAAGCCACCUGGAAUGGCUAAGACAACCAUCGCCACUUCCUGUGGUCCACAAUACUCUUUGAGAGCAUUAAGUCCUACACCCAAACUGACUUUUGACCUAUGUCCCAAAAGUCAAUAAAUACAAUGUUAAUUGUGA
Messenger RNA from Peromyscus californicus insignis, 1809 nucleotides. RefSeq names its product receptor interacting serine/threonine kinase 3 (gene Ripk3). Gene Ontology annotation, biological process: protein phosphorylation. NCBI's taxonomy places the organism in Eukaryota, Metazoa, Chordata, Mammalia, Rodentia, Cricetidae. The record is from RefSeq and is a predicted model, not a curated record. The transcript has 10 exons. Gene Ontology annotation, molecular function: ATP binding; JUN kinase kinase kinase activity. Bases 132 to 1574 code for a protein of 480 amino acids.